UAGCUGAAAGUUUGAAAGUGACGAGUGAUGACCUGCUUUUGCGAUUGUAGUCGCAUUCUGUAGAGUGUAGUGUUCAUCUAAAUACGGCACGAGAGACCGAAGUUUCAAAUAUAUUUUCAAUUGGUAUUUAAUAUUACCUUUGUCACUGCAUAGUUUUAUACCUAUAUGAUCUUUUAUAACAUUUGAUUAUAAAAUUUCAUACAUUGAUAAAUAUAUAUGAAAGUAAAAGUGUAGUUUGAAAGACUUAAAAUGUUGGAAAAAAUAGCAAACUCUUGGAUGAUCGGUCUGUAUUCGCUUGUUGAGAAUUCUCGACUUACUCCGAAGGUUUCGAAUUUAUGGGAUAAAGAAUCAUUCACCGUGCAGCCUAUAAAUGACACGAAGAUAACCAGACCCGACAUAUUGCUCGGAUAUUUAAUUAUAUUUUGGAUUGUUUUAUAUUUUAUGUAUGAGAAGUGCGUUAAUUCGUUACUUCGACGUAUGCGCAUUCCAUUGAUCCAAAGAAAUAGAAUAAUCAAAGCUGUAUGGGAAUGUGGAUUUUGCUUUGGCAGCAUUUGUUAUCUAAAAUCAUCCACUAUUAAAACGUUAAGCCUCUUCUUUGGAGAACAGGAGGUGACACAUGAGGAAAUGGGAGUCAUUCUACAUAAAAGCUUUUACUUUCAUUGGGCAGGAUUAGAGAUCUUAUGCCAUGGAGCUUGGGCGAAAGGCUGGGCCAAUUUUCUAUUUGCGUCUUUCAUCAUGAACCCAUACCAAGAAAAAUGGUGUACAGUGGUGAGCACAUUUCUAUUUUCUAAGGCAGUUGAUACAAUUAUAAUAAAUAUUAGCCGAAUCUUAUUAUGUGUAUCUCAUUUUAUUGGAAGAAAGUUACCCAAAUUAUUCUUCUGCCUUCAUUGUCUUAGUUGGAUAUACUUGUAUGUACUAUUUGUACCAAAAUUUUUAUGGUCAGAAAAUGUGGAAUACACAAGAGCACAGAUAGGUUUGCAGCUGUGGUUCAUAGCAGAGUGUUUAGAUUCUGUAUGGUUUAGAUUUUUAGCAUAUGCAAAAGCUACACACUGGCUAGAAACAUGCUUAUUUCCCUUGCCAACGCAAGAAACAAUUGAACUGGCAGGGAUACAAAAGCGACAUAGAGAUUCCUUAAAAAAAUUAGUGAACAGAACAUCAAAAAGGGCAGAACUCUGGCAAACCCUGUUCUGUGCUGUGGCUAUUAAGAAAAAAAUCAAAAGAAUUAGGCAAGCAAAGCAAAGUGAUUCCAUAUUAGUGGAUAAUUUUACAGAAGAGAAAUUAAUUGCAACAGAGGAAAUAAAAGAAAUAAAUAAAGAGCAGAAAGAUGAGAUCAUGGAACAAUAUAGUCAAACUGGAAAUGAGUAAAUUGUUUAGGUUAUUCAUAGAUCAUAAAUUACUAGCUUUAAUUAUAACAAAUUUUUAAUUGAAAGUAUUAAAAAAACCAAAGAAACAAAAGCUUGCACUAAAUCUCAUAGCUUUUUAGUAUAAAAAACAAGUUUAUUUAAGAAUUCUAUUGAUAUACACCUAUUUAUGUAGAAAAUUCUAUUAUUUACAUACAGAUUAAGAAUGCAUUUUGCAAGUAACAUUAUCUUUCUUAAGGUCUGCGCGAUUAAUAAAAUACUUCAAUAAUGUUACAGACGAGUUUACUAUAUAUGUACUUACAUAAGGAUGUGUACUUAAAAACUGUAUGUAAUUAUCUUAAUUAUGAAUUUAAAUUCAAGCCUUUAAUAGUUAUUAUCAAUUAACUGUUUAAUGUAAGUUUGUUCGUCGAAUAUUUAUUUAAGAAACAAUUUUUACGAUAACGUAGGAUAAAAGCACCAUUUGUAUAUUACUCUUACAAUUUUAUCAUUUGUUUUUUAAAUAUUAAGCUCCAAGCACGAUAUGUAGAUCUACAUGACGACUUAAUAACGAUAGUGUUUAUACUUGCUAAAAUAAUAUUGCCUUCGUUUAUAUGGAACCGACGUUGCGAGGUUUAUAGAUGGUAAUAGAGCAUAAUGUGAUAAACAAAUAUCUUAUCUGUAAUAGAGUGACAGUAAUUAGAAACUGAAGAUUGUAACACAGAGCAAUACAUCUUGGAAACAAUAAAAUUGUUGUUUAUGAAACAACUGAAACUCUAAGAUUAGUUUUAGCUCAGGUUAAGUUGUAUUUUAAACGAUAUUCGAUUCUUGAGCUUUUUUGAUUUAAAAUAUAAAGAAACAGAUAUAAAUACAUGGAUUGCAGGAUAUAUAGAAUUGGUCCAGGAAUGUAAAAAGAUCAUUUUCAAUUUAAUGUUCGUGUAAAUUUUGUUCAUUAAUUACAACUCCUUUAAUUAAAGUACAAAAAAGAAUAAUAAUCGUCUUUCAAAUCACUGUAAUGGUAAAUAAUUAAUGUUAUUUAUAUAGAAAGUUAGAGAAAGAAGUUACUAUGUAUGUACAUAUAUAAAAUAGAUUGUGUGUGUAUGCAAAGAGUUGAAGAUUGAACAUGUAAACUUAAAUAUUUCUAAAAAAAUUGGAUCAUGUUUUUCUUGUGCGUAUUUUACUACAAAGAAAAGCUAUUUAAGUGACUCGUUGUUCCUAGAUAUAUAAAGUUUUAUUUCCGAUCAUUUUGGACUGUGUCAAUAAAAUAUAGUACAUGUAUUUAGGCUGAAUUGUUCCACGAUGUUAUACAGUUCAAUGAAAAAUAUUAUAAAUGAAUGUUUGAAUAAAAUUGUACUCAAUAUAUCGGCAGCGUCGUAUGCCUCGAUAAUAUCGCACUUCUAAAAACUGUUAAAACAUUUGGUUUAGAAACUUAUAAAUAAAACGUUGUAUUAUACA
Messenger RNA from Bombus pascuorum, 2792 nucleotides. RefSeq lists its product as uncharacterized. The transcript is spliced from 6 exons. Bases 250 to 1365 code for a protein of 371 amino acids. The record is from RefSeq and is a predicted model, not a curated record. NCBI's taxonomy places the organism in Eukaryota, Metazoa, Arthropoda, Insecta, Hymenoptera, Apidae.